GGCGGCGAGAGCGGCGGGGGCGGUCAGGCUGCGGGACCGGGCGGUUACCGGGAGCACAGAGCCAGGGGCCGAAGCGGGCGCACCGCCAACGCGGUCACGUGCGCGGCCCCACCUCUCCUGCGCGCCUCCCCCGCGCGCUGUUCUCUCCAUUCAUAAAUUCUCCGUCGGCUCCGCGGCCACCGAGCUCCAGAGCCAACCGGGAGAGCCGUGUAUCUGCUGCCCGCCCUCCCGCCGCCCAUGGGCCGCACGCCCCGGCGCUGAGUCUCAAAAUGCAGCCCACGGCCACCAUGGCCACAGCGGCCGCCACUACCGCCACCGUUGCCCUGACGACUUCGUGGGACAAUGCCACCAGCCGCCCCACGGCGGAGCCUGACCCCAUCUUGGACAACUAUGUGCUGCUCGUGGUGGUGAUGUCGCUGUUCGUUGGAGGCACGCUGGUGGUACUGUCUGGCGUUCUUCUGCUCUGCAAACGCUGCUGGGAGGUGCAUCAGCGCUUCAACAGAGCCAUGGAGGAAGCAGAGAAGACCACCACUACCUACCUGGACAACGGCACCCACCCUAUACAAGACCCCGACUGCAGGGGGGAAGACCCCGAGGGCCAGGACACCGAAACAGAGCGCUUCCUAGCCACCAGCUCCACCGGCCGCCGCGUGUCCUUCAACGAAGCUGCCCUGUUCGAACAGAGCCGCAAGGCUCAGGACAAGGGCCGCCGGUACACCCUGACAGAAGGGGAUUUCCAUCACCUCAAGAAUGCCCGCCUCACCCACCUCCACCUACCGCCCCUCAAAAUUGCUACUAUCCAUGAGUGUGAUUCAGGGGAGGCCAGCGCAGCGGCCACCCCCCACCCAGCUACCACCCCCAAGGACAGCUUGGCUAUUUUCCAGCCCCCUGGGAAGACCCUCACUGGCCACUCAGCGGGCCCCAGCUCUGCCCUGCCAGGUGAUCCCUACAACUCCGUGGACUUCUCGGAGAUCAGCCCCUCAGCCUCCAGUGACUCUGGGGAGGGCACCUCGUUAGAUGCCGGUACCCGGGGUGCCAAAGCUGCCGGGCCUGAGACAGUGCCUGGGGAGAUGGGCACAGGCUCCUCUGGAGCGGGAACUGUUCUGCAGUUCUUCACUCGGCUGCGCCGCCAUGCCAGCCUGGAUGGAGCCAGCCCCUACUUCAAGGUCAAGAAAUGGAAGCUGGAACCCAGCCAGAGAGCGUCCAGUCUGGACACGAGAGGUUCCCCUAAGCGGCAUCACUUUCAGCGGCAGCGGGCAGCCAGUGAGAGCAUGGAGCAGGAGGGGGAUGUCCCCCAUGCCGACUUCAUUCAAUACAUUGCCAGCGCAGGCGACUCGGUGGCCUUCCCACCCCCCCGCCCCUUUCUGGCCAGCCCCACCAGCCCACCCCCCACUCUCGGCAGGCUAGAGGCAGCUGAGGCGGCGGGAGGAGCAAGCCCCGGGACUCCUCCGGAGCAUGGCAUCAGUUUGGGGCCCGAGCAUGCGCAGCAGCAGGACCCGCAGCAAGAGCAGGACGCCGAGCAUGCACAGUGCAGCUACCGUGACCUGUGGAGCCUUCGUGCUUCGCUCGAGCUCCACGCAGCCACUGCAUCAGACCACAGCAGCAGCGGUAAUGACCGCGACUCAGUACGCAGCGGCGACAGCUCGGGCUCGGGUUCUGGGGGUGGGGGCGCAGCACCCGCCUUCCCGCCCCCUCCCGAGUCUCCACCUGCUUUGCGGCCUAAGGACGGCGAGGCCCGCCGCCUGCUACAGAUGGACAGUGGCUACGCGAGCAUCGAGGGACGAGGGGCGGGCGACGAAGUUUCUGAACUUCCUGCUCCAGCCCGUAGUCCUCCCCGCAGCCCGCGAGCCUGGCCACGCAGGCCACGUCGCGAUUACAGCAUUGACGAGAAGACGGACGCUCUUUUCCAUGAGUUCCUGCGCCAUGACCCGCAUUUUGACGAUGCUCCGCGUCACCGCGCACGUGCGCAUCCGCACAGUCAUGCGCGGAAGCAAUGGCAACAGAGAGGCCGGCAGCACAGCGACCCCGGAGGCGCACGUGCGGCCACGCCCCCUGGGGCGACCCGCCCCACACGUGCGCCCUUACGCCGCGGGGACAGCGUUGACUGUCCUCCUGAAGGCCGUGCGUUGCCCAUCACGGGUGACGACCCAUCCAUUCCUGUCAUCGAGGAGGAACCUGGAGGUGGAGGCGGUGGUUGCCCAGGUUCUGGGUUGUGUGUUGAGCCCGCUGGGGCACUGCUGGACAAGCUAGCAGCCAGCCUCGACGAGAGACUCUUCUCUCCCCAUCUUGCUGAGCCAGCUGCCUCAUCCCCGGUGCUGAUUGUCGCUGCUGCCGCCCCUACAUCCCCUGACCACAGCCCGGCCUAAGCUCUGUGUACUGGACCUGCCUCUUGGCUGCUCCUCCAGCAGCAGCACGUGGGGCCGCCAUGGGAAUGGUGACGACAGCGGGAGCAACCUGAGGUUGCUGUGCAUGGGUACGCGGCCCACAUCCCAAGUGUGCACAUAAAGUGUCCCCCUGGGGCACUUAGCAGGGCACAGUGGCCUCCGGAAGCACGAGGCUCCAGGACCGAGGCUCAGCUGCAGGGAGGAUGGAGAGAUUGGACUCUGGGAUCCAUAGACAGCUGACCCCGGCACCCAGCCUUGGCCAUAGAUGGGGGUGGAGCAGGUUCUGAGGUGCAAGUGCAGCCUGCCUCCAGGAUCAGCUGAACCUCCACUCGUGAGCACGUGUUGGCGGUGCCACUGCCUGCCAUAAGCAUGCGCGAACCCACUGGAGGGGAGGUGACUGUGGGGCACUGAGGACCAGCGAGGAGCUCGCCGCCCCGCCCUGAAUCCAUUUACCCUGUCCAUGGUAUGCACUUUGUAGCAGCUGUACCCUUCCUCUCCAAGCGAGAGAGCAAUAACCACACCCGCUCUGCAUGUGCACAGCCUGUCCCAUUCCUACCCAAGAGCCUCGGGCUUCGGACACACGGACACAACAGCCCAGGUGGCAGCAUCAAGUUUCCCAAGCUUUAUUUAUUGCCAAAAGAUAGGGCAGCCUCGCCAUGAGUGCCCGCCCACUCCCUGCCCUGUGCCCUCUGUGGUUGGUCGUGUUGUCUGGUUGAUCAUAAAUGUCUCUGCAUAUUUGUUUGCUCUGGGUUUUCUCUGCAGGCAACCAUGUGCCCCGCCUGCUCCAUAGUUCCAAACACCCUCAUAGCCACCACUCAAAUCCACCUGUUUUAUUAAAAAAAAAGAAA
This is a messenger RNA of Arvicanthis niloticus (Nile rat), 3232 nucleotides long. The record is from RefSeq and is a predicted model, not a curated record. NCBI's taxonomy places the organism in Eukaryota, Metazoa, Chordata, Mammalia, Rodentia, Muridae.